AUGGCCGAAGUGAGGGAUGCGGGUAGCGCGGUGUCCGAGCCCCUCGAUCUUGUGCGCCUACUGCUCGACGAAGUGGUCUGCGUGAAGCUCAGAGGGGACCGAGAGCUCAAGGGCCGCCUCCAUGCUUAUGACAGCCACUGCAACCUCGUGCUUGGUGAUGUCGAGGAGACCAUCUACAUCGUCGACGAGGACGACGAUGAAGAAGUCAAGUUGCAGACCGUCAGCAAGAAGUCCGAGAUGCUGUUUGUGAGAGGCGAUAGUGUCGUCCUCAUAUCGCCUCAUGCUGGGUCUUUCUAG
This is a messenger RNA of Thermothielavioides terrestris NRRL 8126, 297 nucleotides long. RefSeq lists its product as uncharacterized. Gene Ontology annotation, biological process: P-body assembly; mRNA splicing, via spliceosome. The record is from RefSeq and is a predicted model, not a curated record. Gene Ontology annotation, molecular function: RNA binding. The coding region runs from base 1 to 297 and encodes 98 amino acids. The transcript is spliced from 4 exons. NCBI's taxonomy places the organism in Eukaryota, Fungi, Ascomycota, Sordariomycetes, Sordariales, Chaetomiaceae. Gene Ontology annotation, cellular component: Lsm1-7-Pat1 complex; P-body; U4/U6 x U5 tri-snRNP complex.